Messenger RNA from Dama dama (fallow deer), 945 nucleotides. RefSeq names its product olfactory receptor 52M1-like. Lineage: Eukaryota; Metazoa; Chordata; Mammalia; Artiodactyla; Cervidae. The transcript has a single exon. Bases 1 to 945 code for a protein of 314 amino acids. Gene Ontology annotation, biological process: G protein-coupled receptor signaling pathway. Gene Ontology annotation, cellular component: membrane. The record is from RefSeq and is a predicted model, not a curated record. Gene Ontology annotation, molecular function: olfactory receptor activity; G protein-coupled receptor activity.
AUGCCUCCUCUCAACACUUCUCAUCCCUCUCCUGUCACCUUCUCGCUGAUGGGCAUCCCAGGACUGGAGCACCUGCAUGUCUGGAUUGGGAUUCCCUUCUGCUCCAUGUAUGUGGUGGCGGUGGUGGGGAAUAUGACCAUUCUAGCUGUGGUGAGGGCAGAGCGAAGCCUCCACGAGCCUAUGUUCCUCUUUUUGUGCAUGCUCUCAGUCACUGACCUGGUCCUCUCCACGUCUACACUGCCUCGCAUGCUCUGUCUCUUCUGGCUUGGAGCCCAUGACAUUGCCUUUGAUGCCUGCCUGACCCAAAUGUUCUUCAUUCACAGCUUCACUACCAUGGAAUCAGGGUUUUUCCUGACCAUGGCCAUUGACCGCUAUGUGGCCAUUUGUUACCCACUGCGCCACACCACCAUACUGACCCACACUCGCGUCACUAUAAUGGGUAUUAUUGUGGUGAUUCGGGGAGUUGCCUUCUUUUCUCCACACCCCAUUCUGCUCAAACAGCUGCCUUACUGCAGAACACGAAUCAUUGCCCACACCUACUGUGAGUUUAUGGCUGUGCUGAAGCUGGCGUGUGUGGACACAGGAGCCACCUCACGUUACAGCCUCAGUGUGGCUUCUAUCAUUGGCUCAUGUGAUGCAAUUCUUACUGCUAUAUCCUAUGUUUUCAUCCUCCGGUCUGUAUUCCGCUUGCCAUCUCGAGAAGCUGGCUUUAAGGCUUUGGGCACAUGUGGAUCCCAUGUUUGUGUUAUUCUUGUCUUUUACUCCACAACUGGUUUUUCCAUUUUCACUCACCGUUUUGGGAAAAAUAUACCUGCACAUAUCCAUAUUUUUAUUGCAAAUAUGUAUCUUUUGGUACCCCCUUUUCUCAACCCCAUUGUGUAUGGAGUAAGGACCAAGAAAAUACGGGAGCAUGUUAUUAAGGCUCUAAGUGUAAAAGUUGCUUGA